AAAGGUCCAAGAUAUGGACCCGUUUGACAAAAUGCACAGCGCGAAAAAGGCAAGAUCAAGAAGGUCAAUGAUUAUGAAAGAGAAUCGUAUCAAACGACAAAAGUUCAAUUCUCACCAACACAUCCCGCUUGAUCCAAUUAUUAAUACUCCAAUGUCAUCCACGCCCAGGCAACCUUUGUCCGAGUUGACACCAUCGUUUCAAAACAUGGCAGCAUUACCGGGAAUUUCAGGGCAGUCAGGUAGUAUAUGUUUGGGUUUUGAAGGUUCCGAACCUAGCCUUUCAAGACAUGCCUUUAAAACAAAUUUAAGGUCCCGACCGAUAGAUAUUUUGGGAACAAAUCUAUUUUCAAAGUUUGCAUCCAGUUCUACUGUGAAGGAAAAUGAGGGAUUUACUCUUUCCUCAUUGAUUACAAACCAAAAUCGGACUCAUCGUGAAGACUUCGUCAAUGAAGCUGGGAGUUCUUCUAAUACACAUACCUUACCACUAAAGACCAUACCAGUGCGGGGUAGGCCUAAGAAUCAAUAUGGAGUUCCAAAUAUGGCUAGGAACUUGACCCGAAAGUUUCCUAUACUGGAAAGAGUGGAAGGGAAUGAAACGGCAAAUUUGACCCUCGGUUCCACCACACAAAUAAGGUACAUAAAUGCCUCGACAUGAAAAAUAUACAUUGUUGCGACUUUGCUUGAAGUAAUCUUAAAAGGAUAGUAUGUUAGAACCUUAGUUUUGGCUUCUUUUUUUUUUAGGCUUGCUCACCACUGUUUGUGGAUAUCCAUUUAUAAAUAU
This is a messenger RNA of Vicia villosa (hairy vetch), 781 nucleotides long. RefSeq lists its product as uncharacterized. Bases 14 to 655 code for a protein of 213 amino acids. The record is from RefSeq and is a predicted model, not a curated record. Lineage: Eukaryota; Viridiplantae; Streptophyta; Magnoliopsida; Fabales; Fabaceae. The transcript is spliced from 2 exons.